CCAAAUCCUCUCUCGCUCUUCCUUUCCUUCUUUGAACUUCGAGAAAGUCACUGAUGCAGACUCAUGAUGCUGACUGGGAGCUAUAAUGUUUAAAGCUGGAAUACUCAUAACAAGUCACAUUCUGUGAAGCAACAGGACACUACAGCAUUGGAAGCUGGUACAAGUGCAACUAUGAGCAACAAAGUGUGGUUUUUCCUUUGCCUGGUUUUCUUGGAAACGCAUCUGGUCAUGGGAAGGGGAAUAGCUGUGCAAGAGAAGGCAGAUGCAGCAAUUCCAGUCACAACCAUGUCACCUCCAGAAGGCAAUACAACUUUCCUUGAUGGCACAACAUAUUGUGUGGCCCUUCCCGGCGCUUCCCAAGUCGAUUUGCAGAAUGCUCUAGACUGGGCUUGUGGCCUGGGAAUGGCUGAUUGUACUGCCAUCCAAGGAGGUGGGCCAUGCUUUGAUCCAGACACUUUGGUGUCUCAUGCAUCAUAUGCAUUUAACAGCUACUAUCAACAAAAUGGGAAUUCUGAUAUUGCUUGCAAUUUUGGUGGAACUGCCACUCUCACAAGGAAAAACCCUAGUUAUGGAAAGUGUAACUAUGCUGCAUCUGGAUCCGCACGUUCUUCAAAUGCAGCUCCAGUGGGGAAGUAUAAUCCGAGUUUCAAGUGGCGGAAACUUGCUGUUCUGGUACUGCUUUUAUACUAUGGGAGGCAGUGAUGAUGAUGAUGAUGAUGGAAUUGAUAUCUUGAAACUUCAUUUGAACAAACAUGCUAGCUGGGAAUGUCAUGUAAUGAAAGAAAAAGAAAAAGAGAAGAAAAGAUAGGGAGGGAGAACCUCCAUUAGCAUUUUUGUAGUUGUGUUUGUGCUAAGAAAUUCCUUGCUUUCAUGUUGGGACAGAAUCUCUCACUGCAAAUCUUUAAAAGUUUCGGUGUGAUUUGUACCCAUUGUGCGUAUGUUCUUCUUGUCUCUUGAUUGCG
Prosopis cineraria is the source of this 962-nucleotide messenger RNA. Its product is annotated as glucan endo-1,3-beta-glucosidase 13-like. The record is from RefSeq and is a predicted model, not a curated record. The transcript has 4 exons. NCBI's taxonomy places the organism in Eukaryota, Viridiplantae, Streptophyta, Magnoliopsida, Fabales, Fabaceae. The coding region runs from base 172 to 702 and encodes 176 amino acids.